AUGCCUUCAACACUAUACUCACUCCUAGUGCUAGCUCUGGCACUCUCACAAGCGGUAUCCCAAUCCAUCUACAUCGAUCGCGUCCGUGAAUAUGGCUCACUCCCCUGCUGCGCACAAAUCCCCGUCAGCUACGUCGUGCGAAACAUGCGUAACGGCUGCGGUGACAACAACGCUCUAACCUCCUACAAUUGUUUCUGCACGAGCAGCUCCAGCUUCUUCCGGAGUCUGAUCUCGACCGAGGUGGUAACGGGAUGUCCGGGCAAUGACACAGCUGCAGAGCAGGCCGUGAACGUUUUCAGUCGGUAUUGCGCAGUUGGGGCAACGGGCUCGCAGACGCCGCUAGGUGUGAGUGCAGUUCGGACGACUUGUCGGGCUUCAACGUCGAGUGUAGCUACGCCAGCAGCAUCACCUGCGAGUACGCAAGCUAGGUUGACGUCGACUUUGGCAGCAUCGCCGACGACGUCAUUGCCACCGCCCGCAAACUCGAGUGAAGGGUUAGGGAGUGUGAAAGUUGUCGAUGUGUUUUUAAUGGUUAUGUUUUUGGUUUUGGCCGUUGCUUGCGUGUAUUGA
Messenger RNA from Glarea lozoyensis ATCC 20868, 570 nucleotides. RefSeq lists its product as uncharacterized. The transcript has 2 exons. The record is from RefSeq and is a predicted model, not a curated record. NCBI's taxonomy places the organism in Eukaryota, Fungi, Ascomycota, Leotiomycetes, Helotiales, Helotiaceae. Bases 1 to 570 code for a protein of 189 amino acids.